Molecule: messenger RNA, 667 nt
Organism: Salvia splendens (bonfire salvia)
Lineage: Eukaryota; Viridiplantae; Streptophyta; Magnoliopsida; Lamiales; Lamiaceae
Product: expansin-A8
Exons: 2
Coding region: 38-667 (209 amino acids)
Biological process (GO): plant-type cell wall organization
Cellular component (GO): extracellular region
Source: RefSeq, a predicted model, not a curated record
UAUGCUACAUAUCUUAUCUCACGUGGUACUAAUGUGAAUGCAUGCAGAAGGGGGGUGUGGGUAUGGGAAUCUGUACAGCCAGGGUUAUGGUACCAACACGGCGGCACUGAGCACGUCGCUCUUCAAUGACGGGUUGUCAUGUGGCGCGUGCUUUGAAUUGCAAUGCAGCAAAAACGAUCCUAGGUUCUGUUUGCCUGGCACCAUCACCGUGACCGCCACCAACUUCUGCCCUCCAAACUUUGCAUUGCCCAACGACAACGGCGGGUGGUGCAAUCCCCCUCUUCAGCACUUCGACAUGGCAGAGCCCGCCUUCCUCCAGAUCGCCCAGUACAGAGCUGGCAUUGUCCCUGUCACCUUUAGAAGGGUGCCUUGUGUAAAGAAAGGUGGGAUUAGAUUCACUUUGAACGGACACUCUUACUUCAACUUGGUUUUGAUCACCAAUGUCGCGGGAGCGGGAGACAUCCAUGCAGUCUCGAUCAAAGGGUCGAGAACAGGGUGGCAGUCAAUGUCAAGGAAUUUGGGGCAGAAUUGGCAGAGUAACUCGGUGCUCAACGGUCAGAGCCUCUCCUUUCAGGUCACAGCCAGUGAUGGUAGGACCAUCACUAGCUACGACGUCGCCCCUUCUAAUUGGGAGUUUGGUAAAACUUAUGAAGGCGGCCAGUUCUAA